UGAGCAUGUAAGGCUUUUUUAAUUAAUCCUAAGCUUGAAUCCGGAUAUUUAUUUGAUUCUGAAAAGACCAAUAAGUAAACGCUUUCAUUUAUAGACGUCCAUUUUGUCAAAGGUUUCUCACUUCACAGCUUUUAAGUUCACACGUAUAACUACUCCCUGUCCAUUUGUUUCUAAGCUCUCACCAUUCCAUUCUUUUACUCCAUUUUCUGACACAACAAAAUGGAGAACAAAUUUCCUCCCGAAUCAUUUUAUCAUUAUUCUUCAAUCGAACGUAAGCCGAUUCCCAGAAUGAAAAAUAACUUGCCACGGACACGCCAGAGAAAAGCGUCUCCGCCACGUAGUAGACCGGAACUAGUAAGGAUCCAUGAUGUGUUCUUAAGUUUUAGAGGGGAAGAUACUCGUUCUUCCUUUACUUCACAUCUCUAUUCCGCUCUUCAAAAGGACGGAAUUAAGAUUUUUUUAGAUGAUAAUGAGCUUCAAAGAGGAGAUUAUAUAUCAACAUCAUUAUCACGCUCAAUUGAACAGUCUCAAGUUUCUAUAAUUGUUUUUUCCAAAAAUUAUGCCAAUUCGAGAUGGUGUUUGGAUGAAUUGGAAAAGAUAAUGAAGUGUCGCAGAACCAUAGGACAAGUUGUUGUUCCAGUGUUCUACCAUGUAGACCCCUCUGAAGUACGUCAUCAGACAGGCGAGUUUGGAAUAGCUUUUCAAAGUCUUUUGAACAAAAUUUUAAACGAGGAGGAAUUGGUGCUACGUUGGAGAGAGGCUCUUCGUGAGGCCGCUGGCCUUGCAGGAUUUACAGUUCUAAAUUCCAGGAAUGAAAGUGAGGCAAUCAAAGACAUUGUUGAAAAUGUUACACAUUUGCUAGGCAAGACAGAUUUGUUCAUUGCGGAUAAUCCGGUGGGAGUCGAAUCUCGAGUACGAGAUGUGAUUCAAUUGCUAGACAUCCAACGAUCAAAUGGUGUUAUACUACUAGGGAUCUGGGGUAUGGGAGGUAUUGGUAAAACAACGUUAGCCAAAUCCAUUUACAAUGAAAUUGGUCGCAAUUUUGAGGGUAGGAGCUUCCUUGCAAAUAUUAGGGAAGUUUGGGAGCAAAAUGUUGGACCAAUAUAUUUACAAAAACAAAUUCUCUUUGAUAUAUGCAAUGAAACGAAAACUAGGAUACAAAACGUUGAGUCAGGGAAAAGUAUACUAAAGGAUAGACUCUUCCAUAAAAGAGUACUUCUGGUACUUGAUGAUGUGAAUACAUUUGACCAACUGAAUGCUUUGUGUGGAAGGAGUAUUUGGCUUGGUCCAGGGAGCAGAAUAAUCAUCACAACUAGAAAUAUGAAAAUACUUAGAGGUAAUAGAGUUGACCAAGUUUACAAAAUGAAAAUAAUGGAUGAAAGCGAAUCAAUUGAGCUAUUUAGUUGGCAUGCAUUCAAGCAAGCAGGUCCUAGAGAAGGUUUUGCUGGAAUUUCAAGAAAUGUAGUUGAGUAUUCUGGGGGAUUGCCACUAGCUCUGGAAGUCCUUGGAUCAUAUUUGUUUGAUAUGGGGAUAGAAGAAUGGAAGUGUGCAUUAGAAAAACUCAAAAGAAUUCCUAAUGAUCAAGUACAAAAGAAGUUAAAAAUAAGCUACGAUGCUCUAAGUGAUGACACCGAGAAAGAAAUAUUCCUUGACAUAGCUUGUUUCUUUAUUGGGAUGGACAGGAAUGAUGUUAUACAUAUAUUAAAUGGUAGCGAAUUUUUUGCAGAAAUUGGAGUAAGUGUCCUUGUUGAGAGAAGCCUUGUAACUGUUGAUGAUAGGAACAAACUGCAAAUGCAUGAUUUGCUAAGAGAUAUGGGAAGAGAAAUCGUUCGUGAGAAGUCACCAAAAGAGCCUGAGGAGCGUAGCAGGUUGUGGUUUAACAAGGAUGUGAUUGACGUAUUAUCAGAGAAAACCGGAACAAAAGCUGUUGAGGGAUUAGCUUUGAAAUUGCCAACAGCAAAUGGAAAAUGCUUUAGUACCAAAGCAUUCAAGGAGAUGAAAAAACUUAGACUGCUUCAACUUGCUAGUGUACAACUUGAGGGGGACUUUGAAUAUCUUUCAAGAAAUCUGAUAUGGCUUUCUUGGAAUGGAUUUCCUUUGAAAUGCAUUCCUUCGAGUUUUUAUCAAGAAAAUUUAGUUUCCAUUGAGUUAGUAAACAGCAAUGUUAAAGUUGUGUGGAAAGAGCCCCAGAGGCUGGAGAAGCUGAAAAUUCUCAAUCUUAGUCAUUCUCAUUUUCUGUCAAAGACUCCAGACUUUUCAAACUUGCCUAACCUUGAACAGUUAGUACUCACAGAUUGUCCGAAGUUGUCUGAAGUUUCCCAAAGUAUUGGAGAUCUCAAUAAAAUACUUUUGAUAAAUUUGGAAGAUUGCAUUAGCCUUCAAAGCCUUCCAAGAAGCAUCUAUAAUUUGAAAUCAUUAAACACUCUCAUUCUUUCUGGGUGUUUAAUGAUUGACAAGUUGGAAGAGGAUUUGGAACAAAUGAAAUCUUUAACCACAUUGAUUGCAAAUAACACUGCAAUAACAAGAGUGCCGUUUUCAGUAGUAAAGUCCAAAAGCAUUGCAUAUAUUUCCUUGUGUGGAUAUGAAGGAUUCUCACAUGAUGUGUUUCCAGCGAUCAUUUGGUCUUGGAUGUCACCGACAAAUAAUCUCCCAUCCCCAUUUCAAACAUCUCUUGUUCCUCUAAAAGCUCCAAAUAGUGGUUUCCAUGACCUUUCAUCUAUGUCCAAGUACCUUCCAUGGCUUCGAUGUCUUUGGGUUGAGUGUGGCUCAGAACUUCAACUUUCUCAAGACACAGAAAGAAUUUUGGAUGCUUUAUAUGCUACAAAUUGUGAAGAAUUAGAAUCAUCCUCUGCUUUUCAAGGUUGCAGUCAAGUUCACAUUUCAGGAACAAAAACUUCUCUGAAAUCUCUGUUUAUUCAAAUAGGAAUGAAUUGCCAAGUCACCAAUAUUCUGAGAGAUAACAUUUUACAGAAUAUGGAUGUCAAUGAAAGUGGUGGUUAUUUCCUCCCCAGUGAUAGUUAUCCAAAUUGGUUAACCUUUAAUUCUGAAGGUUCUUCUGUAACUUUUGAAGUCCCUUUGGUGGAAGGACGUAACUUGAAGACAAUGAUGCUCGUUGUCUAUAAUUCAACUCCACAUAAUGUAACAUCAAGUGGCCUUAAAAACAUGUUAGUUAAAAAUUACACAAAGGCUACCAUUCAGCUCUAUAAGAGUGAUACGUUAGUCUCUUUUGAAGAUGAAGAGGGUCAGAGGGUAGUAUCAAGCAUAGAACCCGGUAACAAAGUGGAGGUCGUUUUUGUUUUUGAGAAAAGUUUCAUUGUGAAGAAGACAGCAAUUUAUCUGGUAUAUGAUGCACAAGAUUUGAAUCUCAUUGCUUGUAGAGGUGAUGAAACUGAAUGCUCUGUGAAGAGAUUCUCUGCUGAAGACGAACACGCCGACGACUUCAAUCAGAACAGAAAGAAGAAAAACCGAGUGGAAUGAAUCAAUGAAACCAAUUCUUAUGGUGCCUGUAUACCUUUGUAUAGGCAACAAUUGUUUUCCAUUUUCGGCUGAAGUUUUUAGAUUUUAUCCAUGCUAAGUUUUUGUAAUCCUAUAGAGAUGUUAAUUUAAGUUACAAACCUUCCGUGAUAUAUCUAGUUUUUUGCAUGUGACUCUAACUCUAUUAGUACUCA
Messenger RNA from Medicago truncatula (barrel medic), 3668 nucleotides. RefSeq names its product disease resistance protein RPV1. Gene Ontology annotation, molecular function: ADP binding. Bases 220 to 3477 code for a protein of 1085 amino acids. NCBI's taxonomy places the organism in Eukaryota, Viridiplantae, Streptophyta, Magnoliopsida, Fabales, Fabaceae. The transcript has 6 exons. The record is from RefSeq and is a predicted model, not a curated record. Gene Ontology annotation, biological process: signal transduction; defense response.